CGAGCACUGCCGGCCGAGCCGGAGCCGGAAAGCAAAAAUUCAACACUUACCAUGGUCCACUGCCCGCCCGUACCGGCUCCUGGACAUUGUCUCCGAGUUCCACCCGAACCCUGUUUUUGAUGCCGGACGCCGUGUCCCUGAUCCGAAAAGAUGAAUGGAAUCGACGGAAACAAGCCCCUGAACAGGGCGGACGAGGUCGAGCGUCUUAUUGAUGCCGUGAAGGCCCUGAUUAUCCCCUUCAUCAGGGCAGCCGAUGAGGCAGUCCCGUCGAGAGCCGCUGGAGAGCUGCUCCCCAACAGCCAGGGGGCCGUUCACAACGCGCUCAUCGACUCCCGGAGACCUGAGGAUUUGGUGCGGGAACUGUCGUUACGUCUGCCCCAAGGCGAGGGGCUCGGCGAGGACGGACUGCUUCAGACCAUCAGCGAUGUGCUCAAGUACAGCGUCAACACGUGGGACCAGGGCUUCAUGGACAAACUGUAUGCCAGCACCAACCCGGUUGGGGUGAUCUCGGAGCUGCUCCUGGGAGUGCUAAACUCGAAUGUGCACGUGUACCAGGUCUCGCCGGCCCUGACAGUGAUCGAGAAGCACACGGCUAAAACGCUGGCCGGGCUCUUCGGCUUUACGGGUCCCCGCGCAGGAGGCGUGACCUGCCAGGGAGGCAGCUCGUCCAACCUGACGUCGAUCGUCAUCGCGCGCAACACCCUCUACCCGGAAUGCAAGACCCAGGGAAACAGCAACCGCUCGUUCGUCCUCUUCACCAGCGUCCACGGGCACUACUCGGUCGAGAAGGCGGCCGUGACGUGCGGGCUGGGCUCGUCGGCGGUGUGGACGGUGCCGGUGGACGCAAGAAGCGGGAGAAUGGACGCGUCGGCGCUGCGCAGCCUGGUGCAGCGCGCGCAGGCCGAGGGCAAGACGCCCCUGUACGUCAACGCCACGGCCGGCACCACGGUGCUGGGCUCGUACGACCCGUUCGAGGCGAUCGCGGCCGUCUGCAAGGAAUUCGGCCUCUGGCUGCACAUCGACGCGAGCUGGGGCGGGCCCGCCAUCUUCUCGGCCGCCCAUCGCCACAAGCUCCGCGGCUGCCACCUCGCCAACUCGCUGACCGUCAAUCCGCACAAGAUGAUGAACGUGCCCGUCACCUGUUCUUUCCUCCUCGGCCCGGACACCGCCGUGUUCCACCGGGCCAACACCCUCCCUGCCGGCUAUCUCUUCCAUUCUUCUUCUCCAUCUUCUUCUUCACCAUCACCUCCACAGAUAACAUCAACGGACAACGAAAAACCAAUUCCCGAAAUAUCAGCGCAACCACCACUCGGGAAAGAAGAGGACGUUCAAAAAGAAGAAGAAGCAGAAGAAGUCUGGGACCUCGCAGACCUGACCCUGCAAUGCGGUCGCCGCGCCGACAGCCUCAAGCUCGCCCUGUCGUGGAUCUACCACGGCGCCGCCGGCUUCGAGCGACAGGUCGACCACGCCUUCGCGGUGGCGGCGCACCUCGCCGAGCUGGUGUCGCAGCGCGACGACUUUGUGCUGGUGUCCGAAAACCCGCCGCCGUGUCUGCAGGUGUGCUUCUACUAUGCCCACGGCGGGAAGGUGGCGGAGGAUCACCAAGUCAAUACGGCGCGGACGCGGGCCAUGGUGCAGAAGUUGGUGAGUAGGGGGUAUAUGGUGGAUUAUGCGCCCGGGGAGAGGGGCAGUUUCUUUAGGGUUGUGGUGAAUGCGCAGACUUUGAAGACGACGGUGGAGGGGUUGGUGAAGGCGCUUGUUGCGAUCGGGAGGGAGGUUGUUGGUUGAGAGAGGGGUAAUGGGUAAUGGAUAGGUAGGUAGAUGGGGGGUUGGAAAAGGGGUCCAUGUAGAAUUGAUGUAAUCCGUAAGGUGAGGUAUUGCGAGAUACAGGACAGACAACACCGGGGGUUGAUAACUCUCGUAUACGGAUACCCAACUUCACAAUGCGGCAGAGGGCCAUCACAAGGAGAAAUGGUGCGGCUGUCCCUUCAUCAGAUACUGUGCAUCCAUUGUAGUAGGAAGCAUGUAUUGAGCCUCAACGAGCGACGUGGUGGCGUGAUGAGCAUCCGUUAACAGAAACAUAACCCAUUGUUACCAAUGGACCCGAGUUGUAUACAACCGCUAUCCCUUCAACGGCAUAAAUAAACCCCCCAGCUUUCAAUCCUAGCUCAGAAUUCGUUCUGCUUCUUGCGCAGAUCGAACACACGGAUCGCCUCCUCGGC
This is a messenger RNA of Chaetomium strumarium, 2222 nucleotides long. RefSeq names its product pyridoxal phosphate-dependent transferase. Gene Ontology annotation, biological process: carboxylic acid metabolic process. The transcript is spliced from 2 exons. Gene Ontology annotation, molecular function: pyridoxal phosphate binding; carboxy-lyase activity. Gene Ontology annotation, cellular component: cytoplasm. Bases 151 to 1788 code for a protein of 545 amino acids. The record is from RefSeq and is a predicted model, not a curated record. NCBI's taxonomy places the organism in Eukaryota, Fungi, Ascomycota, Sordariomycetes, Sordariales, Chaetomiaceae.